Molecule: messenger RNA, 1484 nt
Organism: Spea bombifrons (plains spadefoot toad)
Lineage: Eukaryota; Metazoa; Chordata; Amphibia; Anura; Pelobatidae
Gene: RAB3B
Product: RAB3B, member RAS oncogene family
Exons: 5
Coding region: 106-765 (219 amino acids)
Biological process (GO): protein secretion; protein localization to plasma membrane; regulation of exocytosis
Cellular component (GO): endosome; synaptic vesicle; plasma membrane
Molecular function (GO): GTPase activity; GTP binding
Source: RefSeq, a predicted model, not a curated record
GGAUUGAGUGAUUUGAGAGUAAACAGAGACGGAGGAGUCUGGGAGCAGAACGAUCCGAGUGCUGAGACAUCGGUGCAGUGAGAUACCUGCGAUCUACAGCCAGCGAUGGCCUCUGCUACAGAUGCAAGGUAUGGACACAAGGAUGCCUCUGACCAGAACUUUGAUUACAUGUUUAAAUUGCUGAUCAUCGGGAACAGCAGCGUUGGGAAGACGUCUUUCCUUUUCCGAUAUGCGGAUGACACCUUCACGUCGGCUUUCGUCAGCACUGUGGGAAUCGACUUCAAAGUUAAGACGGUUUAUCGGAAUGACAAGCGCGUGAAGCUGCAAAUUUGGGACACGGCUGGGCAGGAGAGGUACAGAACUAUCACCACUGCCUAUUACCGAGGGGCGAUGGGUUUCAUUCUUAUGUACGAUAUCACCAACGAGGAAUCCUAUAAUGCAGUCCAAGACUGGGCCACCCAAAUUAAGACAUACUCGUGGGACAACGCACAGGUCAUUCUGGUGGGAAACAAAUGUGACAUGGAAGAUGAUCGAGUGAUUGCCCCAGAGAAGGGAAGGCACCUGGCAGAUCAGCUUGGUUUUGAGUUUUUUGAGGCCAGUGCCAAGGAGAAUAUUCAGGUGAAGCAGGUGUUUGAGCGUCUGGUGGAUAUAAUAUGUGACAAGAUGUCCGAGAGCCUGGACGCUGAGAACGCCGCAGCAAGUGGCACCAAAAACAUGCGCUUCACGGAUACCAGCCCUCCUAUGCAGCAGAAAUGUUCCUGCUGAUUUUCCCAGUUGGGGGGCGUCUGCUACCAGUUACUAUCGAGCUACUUUAUCAUGUUCUUGGCUGACUUUUUCUUGUAUAUCUAUGUCUUUUUUUAAAAUGUCGUAAUCUGGCAAUAAUUGGCUGAUCAUUUAAUGGUUGUAGGUGAUUUAGAACUGUUAAUAUUCUGCAGUGUAUUUCGGCUGACCCAGGACAGCACCCCAGCUGCCCUCUCUUCUGAGCACCAGGAUAUGGCGUCCACCUCUUUGGGCUACAUGGUUCUGAUACCAGGCUAGGUGCAGACCACCACAGUGUAACGGGAUGGCUACAAGGCAGAUCUCUGAUCCCCACUGGGUGACCCAUUAAGAUCACCAAGUGGGGUGAUCAUCCAACUUUUUGCCGCAGAGGGGCUGCCGCCACUUGGAGCUGCCGUCCUAAUAACACCACUGCCAGUGCUCGCUGUUACAAACCUUUGUCCAGUUGUAAGGAUUGUAUUUUGUACACAAGUGAAGCUUGUCCAUUCAGAGCCUUAUCUGGUAAUAAAUGUUAAAGUGAGAUUACUGUGACCUUCCCUCCUGUGGGUUACAUUGUGUUACGUGUUUGUAAUACGGGAUUAGUCUUGUGAAUUUGAAUAUUAUAAUCAGGUCAUACACUGUGUCUUCAUAUUUUUCUAAAUGUCAUAGUAGGACUGUAAAUAUAUAAAUAUUGUUGCAUUAACAUUAAUAAAAGUGUUUGUUAGUUA